AGAAGCAUGCUAUUUUCCCUCAAUUUUUUGGUUUAUUGUUAUGCCGGGAAUCAAGGGGUUCUUGUUUUUUGUUUUUUUUUCAAAUCAUGCUAAACCUUAAAAGAUGUGAUGAAGUAUCGAUUGAUAAAUCAUUGACCGAAUUAUUUAAUUGAUUGUUUGUUCAGGCAAUAUCGGACAAUGUCUUUGGAAUAUUGUGAAAUUGAGGGAAAUGAGAGGAUAGAUGAGGAUUUUAGAAGGAUCGGAACUCUACUGAUCUGGCAGAAAUAUUUUUUGACAAUCGGGGGAUUAUGGCCAAUGGAGAGAACAUACAUUCGAUGUAGUAUUUGGACAGUGUAUCUAGCAUUGCAUUUAGUGAUGGAAUAUAUUGAACUUUUUACGUCAUACGGGAAUUUCAAUUAUGCGGUGAUAAGUGUGCUUGAAUCAACAAUGCAAUCCAUGGUAUUUAUUAAACUCAUUGCCUUCCGAUAUAGCAAGACAUUAUAUAGGUUGCUAGAAGCGAUGAGAGAAGAGUUUUCCGGUGAUAUGUGUGAUAAUCGUGAGGAAAAAAAAUUGUAUUUGAAAUUUCACCAGUUGUCGAGAUGGUAUUAUAAGUUAUCAGUGCCGUACAUUAUGUGCGGAGCUACUUUGUACGUUGGAAGGCCCAUGAUUACAUCUUUUUUCAGUGGAAGCUUUGGGGACAACAGUUCCACUAUGGUUUUUCCCUUUCAAAUUAAAUUGCCAUUCGCAGUACUUGAUAUGCAAACAUAUAUGAUAACAUACGCUUACUUGAUACCAAUGGUUUAUUUAUUGGCAUGUCAAAAUGCCUGGAUCUGUCUUCUCAUUACUAUACAACUCCACAUCUGCGGCCAAUUAUCUGUUGUGGAGUAUAGAUUGAGAAAUCUGGCGGAUGAGAACCAUUUCUCUCGCAAUAGCCAUACAAUUUUCAAAUCAUCGGUCGACCUGCAUUCCAGAGCCAUUUGGAUGUCCAAAUCAUUCGACAACAAUUUUCAUUUGGUUCUGCUAGUCGAUCUCGUCGUCAUGACCCUUAUGUUGGGAUUAAUUUCAUACAUUAUAGUAAUUGCAGACGCUUUGGAAGACAGCAGCACUGGUCCGGUAUUCAUUUUUUGUGGAUUUGCAACACUCGCUCUAAUAUAUGGUUAUUGCAUCGUAGGAGAGGCUCUUUCAGUCGAGAGCAGUAAAAUUCAUACAGCCUAUUCGGAAUGUAUGUGGCAUGAAUCAUCAGGAAAUUUUAGAAAGGCAGUAAUGAUUGGUUUGCUCGGCUCUCAAGAACCACUUCGUAUGACAGCUGGAAAAUUUUUUAUCUUCUCAUUAUCUGGUUUUACUAAUGUAAUUUGAUAAUAUUUUGAACUCUCGGUAGUUGCAAAGUAACGGCGUUCAUUAUCCCUGAAAUUAUUUAAUUUUUCAUUUGACGUAUGUAAAAUUGCAACUACCCAUACUCAUGGUUCGUUUUUCCGUGUCGAAUACCAUGAAAAA
Messenger RNA from Fopius arisanus, 1473 nucleotides. Its product is annotated as odorant receptor 47a-like. The coding region runs from base 178 to 1335 and encodes 385 amino acids. Gene Ontology annotation, molecular function: odorant binding; olfactory receptor activity. Gene Ontology annotation, cellular component: plasma membrane. NCBI's taxonomy places the organism in Eukaryota, Metazoa, Arthropoda, Insecta, Hymenoptera, Braconidae. Gene Ontology annotation, biological process: detection of chemical stimulus involved in sensory perception of smell; sensory perception of smell. The transcript is spliced from 5 exons. The record is from RefSeq and is a predicted model, not a curated record.